Marasmius oreades (fairy-ring Marasmius) is the source of this 8415-nucleotide messenger RNA. RefSeq names its product Cytoplasmic dynein 1 heavy chain 1 (gene DYNC1H1). Gene Ontology annotation, biological process: microtubule-based movement. Gene Ontology annotation, cellular component: dynein complex. The transcript has 10 exons. The coding region runs from base 1 to 8415 and encodes 2804 amino acids. Gene Ontology annotation, molecular function: dynein intermediate chain binding; ATP binding; dynein light intermediate chain binding. The record is from RefSeq and is a predicted model, not a curated record. NCBI's taxonomy places the organism in Eukaryota, Fungi, Basidiomycota, Agaricomycetes, Agaricales, Marasmiaceae.
AUGAAAAAGGUGUACAAAUCACCUUUCGUCGUCGACGUGAUGAACAUCCAAGGAAUUCAGAAGAGUUUAGAGAGGCUGGCGGACCUGCUGAACAAGAUUCAGAAAGCCUUAGGAGAAUACCUAGAACGCGAACGAUCGUCAUUCCCUCGAUUCUAUUUUGUGGGUGACGAGGAUCUCCUCGAGAUUAUAGGCAACAGCAAAGACAUUCUUCGAAUCAUGAAACAUCUGAAAAAGAUGUUUGCUGGUAUCGCCACAGUCAAACUCGACGACGACGUUACCCAGAUUCAAGGCAUGGCUUCGAGGGAAGGUGAAGAAGUUCACUUCACGGAGCCUAUCCUACUGAAAGACUUUCCCAAAAUCAAUGACUGGCUUGCAAAAAUCGAGUCGACCAUGCAGCUUUCACUUGCCACCCUGCUUUGUGAAGCUGUGGCCGAACUACAGACGUUCUAUGGAACCGGCACCCGGCUUGUUAUGGAACAAUUCAUGGCGUGGAUGGAGAAGUAUCCAGCUCAAUUAGUGACCCUUGCUGUCCAGGUCGCUUGGACAGCCUCCGUCGAGUCAUCCGUCGAGCGAUCGGAGCUUCCUGAGGCUCCCCUUGAAACUAUCCACCAAGCCCUGGAUCUCCUCGCUGAUAUUGUGUUGACGGAGCUGAACCCAGUGACUCGCAGAAAGUGCGAACACUUAAUCACUGAGCUCGUUCAUCAACGUGAUGUUACCCGAACUCUUAUCCAACAGCGGGUGCUCGAUAAGAAUGGCUUUACUUGGCUCUAUCAAAUGAGGUUCUAUCUCGAUGGCAGUCGGGAGAGUCCAGUUGAACGAUUGGUGAUCAAAGUGGCCGAUGCAUCCUUCCCCUAUGGUUGGGAGUAUCUCGGUGUACCGGAUCGCCUUGUACAAACACCAUUGACGGAUCGGGUCUAUCUCACACUCACUCAAGCGCUGGAUAAUCAGCUAGGCGGUGCCCCUUUCGGGCCUGCCGGAACCGGUAAAACUGAAUCCGUGAAGGCUCUCGGAGUACAGCUCGGUCGGUUUGUGUUAGUCUUCUGUUGCGACGAAACCUUCGAUUUCCAAGCCAUGGGUCGGAUUUUCGUGGGGUUGUGUCAAGUUGGUGCUUGGGGGUGUUUUGACGAGUUCAAUCGACUGGAGGAGCGAAUUCUCAGUGCUGUUUCGCAGCAAGUUCAGACUAUUCAACAAGGUCUUGCUUCCCUGGCGAAGAAUCCCAACAACGAAAUUGAGCUCGUUGGAAAGAACCUCAAGAUCAAUUCAAACAUGGGUAUUUUCAUUACCACUAAUCCCAACUACGCCGGUCGUUCGCAAUUGCCUCCUAAUUUGACGAAGCUUUUUAGGCCCAUGGCAAUGACACGCCCAGAUCGCGAGCUGAUUGCCCAAGUAAUGCUAUUUUCACAAGGUUUCCGUACAGCAGAGUCAUUGGCAUCCAAAAUCGUGCCGUUCUUCAACCUUUGCGAUGAACAACUUUCACCCCAGCCACAUUACGAUUUCGGCCUUCGAGCUUUGAAAGCCGUUCUAGCCAGUGCUGGUAUCCUCAAGCGUGAACGCCUUCUAGCGACUCAUACGGAGGGCGACGAGGUAGUUGGCCUCUCCGAUGCUAUUUCAGAACAAAUUAUCGUCAUUCAGAGUGUGACUGAAACAAUCGUACCCAAGUUAGUUGCAGAUGAUGUACCGCUGCUGACGAGCUUGUUGGCAGAUGUCUUCCCAGGAGUUGACUACCUGCCUGUGGAUCUUGAGGCUCUCCGCCGGGAGAUCCUCACAGAAUGCAAGGAGCGCCGGUUGGUGCCCGGAGAACGUUGGAUCGCCAAGAUCUUGCAGCUAUACCAAAUUCAAAAAAUUCAACAUGGUCUCAUGAUGGUUGGUCCUUCCGGCAGUGGUAAAACCAAUGCCUGGCAGGUCCUCUUAGCAGCUCUUGAACGGCUUGAUGGGAUUGAAGGUGUACCUUACGUCAUCGACCCAAAGGCGAUGCACAAGGACGCGCUAUACGGCACUCUCGAUUCCACGACCAGGGAGUGGAAUGACGGGUUGUUCACACAUGUCCUUCGGAAGAUCGUGGACGACGUACGUGGAGAGAGUGGGAAGCGACAUUGGAUUAUCUUUGACGGUGACGUCGAUCCAGAAUGGGUGGAGAACCUUAAUAGUGUGUUGGAUGACAAUAAGCUAUUAACUUUACCGAAUGGCGAGCGUCUCAACCUCCCCCUAAAUGUUCGAAUUAUGUUUGAAGUGGAGCAUUUGAAGUAUGCCACGCUUGCCACAGUCAGUCGAUGUGGCAUGAUUUGGUUCAGUGAAGAUGUUGUGGAACCAUCAAUGGUGUAUCAGCACUACCUCACCACUUUGUCAACUAUUCCGCUUGAUGCCGAGGAUGAAGAAACAGGAGAUGUGAUCACUCGUCGAACCGAUUCUAUCUCCGAUAAUGCCGCCUCGGCGAACCUUACCACGCAGAAACAGGUUGCGUCCAUAUUGGAACGAUUCUUUGCUGAAGGUGACCUUGUGAGCUCUGCCCUCACCUUUGCGGAGUCAAUUGAACACAUUAUGGAUUUCACCACGACGAGAGCGCUCAAUACUCUCUUCUCUCUCAUCAACAAGACCGUUCGGAACAUCAUCGAGUACAACUUUCAACACUCAGACUUCCCAUUGGCUUUCGAUCGAAUUGAACAGUAUGUCACCAAACGCCUGUUGGUCAGCAUCAUAUGGGCCUUCUCUGGUGACGCCAAAUUGGACCUGCGGGCAGAGAUGGGAGAUUUCUUACGCAAUUGCACCGGUAUUGAUCUGCCCCCUAUUGGAGUUGGUGGAUCCCUCAUCGAUUUCGACGUUCAAGUUGCUACCGGAGAAUGGAUUGCUUGGCAGUCUCGCGUUCCCUCAAUCGAGAUCGAAGCACAUGCAGUUACUGCUUCGGAUGUCGUUGUACCGACUAUGGAUACUGUUCGCCACGAGGAAAUCCUUUACUCAUGGUUAUCCGAACAUAAGCCUCUGAUGUUGUGUGGACCCCCAGGGUCUGGCAAGACCAUGACCUUGUUCAGCGCGCUUCGGAAGCUUCCUGACAUGGAGGUCGUUGGACUGAACUUUUCUAGCGCGACUACUCCAGAGCUUAUUCUGAAAACUUUCGAGCAGUAUUGUGAACAUCGCAAAACCCCGAAUGGAGUGGUUCUCGCCCCAAUUCAGAUUGGGCGUUGGCUUGUUGUCUUUUGUGAUGAGAUCAACCUUCCAGCAAUUGAUAAGUAUGGAACCCAACGUGUCAUCUCCUUCAUCCGGCAACUUGUUGAAUCCGGUGGCUACUGGCGAUCGAGCGACAUGGCUUGGGUCAAGCUUGAACGAAUUCAAUUCGUUGGUGCUUGCAACCCCCCCACCGACCCCGGGCGUGUACCUCUCAGCCACCGUUUCUUGCGCCACGCUCCGCUAGUCAUGGUGGAUUAUCCGGGAGAAGUGUCUUUGAAACAAAUCUAUGGGACAUACAAUCGGGCAGCUCUGAAGGUUGUCCCCAAUGUUCGCGCUUAUUCAGAGCCUCUUACAGACGCAAUGGUCGCCUUCUAUCUCGCCUCUCAGAAACGUUUCACCACUGACAUACAAGCACACUAUGUCUACAGUCCUCGGGAGUUGACGAGAUGGGUCAGAGGUAUAUAUGAAGCAAUACGCCCGUUAGAAAUUCUACCUGUCGAGGGUCUUGUGCGCAUUUGGGCGCACGAAGCUCUGAGGUUAUUCCAGGAUCGUCUCGUUACAGAGGAGGAACGCGUAUGGACCGAUGAACAUAUUGACGCCUAUGCCAUGGAGCAUUUCCCGACUAUCAACAAGGAUGAGGCCCUGAGUCGGCCUAUUCUUUUUUCAAAUUGGACGUCCAAGGACUACAUACCCGUCGAUCGUGAAGCCCUUCGUGAGUACACCAAAGCUCGACUCCGAGUAUUCUACGAGGAAGAGUUGGACGUUCCAUUGGUGUUGUUCAACGAUGUGUUGGACCAUGUACUCCGAAUCGAUCGGGUCUUCCGUCAGAUACAAGGUCACUUGCUAUUGAUUGGAGUGAGUGGAAGUGGAAAGACGACGCUCUCUCGCUUCGUUGCUUGGAUGAAUGGACUCAGCAUAUUUCAAAUCAAAGUUUCAAAUAAGUAUACCGGCGAUGACUUCGAUGAGGACCUGCGAACAGUGCUGAGACGGUCCGGGUGUAAAGGAGAAAAGAUCUGUUUCAUCAUGGACGAAUCCAACGUCCUCGACUCCGGUUUCUUGGAACGAAUGAAUACCCUUCUAGCUAAUGCCGAAGUCCCGGGUCUUUUCGAGGGAGACGAACACGCAGCGCUUAUGACUGCCUGCAAGGAAGGCUCGCAGCGUGAUGGCCUGAUGCUCGACUCACACGAGGAAUUAUAUCGGUGGUUCACUCAACAAGUAGCCAAGAAUCUUCACGUCGUAUUCACCAUGAACCCUCCCGAAAAUGGCCUAGCUUCUCGGGCUGCUACAUCACCCGCCUUGUUCAAUCGUUGCGUUCUAGACUGGUUCGGUGAUUGGUCUGAUCAGGCGCUCUAUCAAGUGGGAAUGGAGUUCACUCAGGCACUUGACCUCGAUUUGUCAACAUACACCCCUCCUGCCCACUUCCCUAUUGCAUAUAGGGAACUAUCCAUGCCCCCUGUUCAUCGAACUGCGGUCGUCAAUGCCUUGGUUCACGUCCAUGCAUCCCUACAUCAGAUUAAUCAGCGUUUAAGUCGACGACAAGGACGAUACAACUAUGUUACUCCCCGGCAUUAUUUGGAUUUCAUCAAUCACUAUGUACGUCUAUAUGGUGAAAAACGAGAUGAGCUUGAGGAACAGCAACGGCAUCUGCACGUUGGCCUUGACAAAUUGCGAGAUACGGUCACACAAGUCGAAGAGUUGAGGAAGAGCCUUGCGAUAAAACGUACCCAACUAGAAGCCAAAGACGCAGAAGCCAACGAAAAGUUAAAACGCAUGGUCACCGACCAACAGGAGGCUGAACAGAAGAAGGCGGAAUCUAUAGGGAUCCAGGCUGCUUUGCAGGAGCAGGAUCAGCAUAUUCAGCAACGACGGGCUGUCGCUGAAGCGGACCUCGCUGACGCGGAGCCUGCCGUGCUUGAAGCACAGGCUGAUGUGCGUAAUAUCAAGAGGCAGCAUCUUCAAGAAGUUCGUUCUAUGGCAAAUCCUCCGGAAGCAGUCAAGUUGGCGAUGGAAUCGGUUUGCACAAUCUUGGGUCAUAAAAUCGAUAGCUGGAGAACGGUUCAAGGUAUCAUCCGUCGGGAUGAUUUUAUACAGCACAUAGUCAACUUCGACACCGAGAAGAUGAUGACAAAGCAGCUACGCGAUGUGAUGAAGAAGGAUUACCUCAGUCGUCCCUCAUAUAACUUCGAGUCGGUCAACCGCGCCAGUAAAGCAUGUGGUCCUCUCGUCAAAUGGGUCUUAUCACAAGUUAAGUACUCCGAGAUACUUGACCGAGUUGAGCCUCUUCGUAAUGAGGUCAGUUCUCUCGAAAAAGAGGCCGAAACCACCAAGAAGCAGGCCAAAGCCAUAAUCGACAUGAUCGCCGAACUGGAGGCGAAAAUUGCGACGUACAAGGGGGAAUACGCGCUCCUCAUCAGUGAAACCCAGGCCAUUAAGUCCGAGAUGGAACGAGUCAAAAGUAAAGUGGAUCGCAGCAUGGAAUUAUUGGAGAGUUUGUCGUCAGAGCGUGGCCGUUGGGAAUCAGGUAGCCGCGCCUUCGAUGCCGAAAUGUCCACCAUUGUGGGAGAUGUUCUCCUGUCCGCCGCAUUCCUUGCGUAUGCCGGUUUCUUCGAUCAACACUAUCGUGAACUGAUGUGGCAGGAAUGGUCCCAUCAUCUGGCGGAGGCGAACAUUAAGUUCAAGACAGAACUUUCCCUAUCCGAAUACCUCUCAACAGCGGACGACCGAUUGAGCUGGCAGUCGAAAUCUCUACCCUCUGAUACACUCACCACGGAGAACGCGAUCAUGCUGAAGCGAUUCAACCGUUAUCCAUUGAUCAUCGACCCUACUGGUCAGGCAACCACCUUCCUAAUGAACGAAUAUAAAGACCGUAAAAUAACCGUCACGAGUUUCCUCGACGAGGCAUUCCUUAAGAUUCUUGAGAGCGCACUGCGAUUCGGAAAUCCGCUUCUCAUUCAAGACGUUGAGCACCUGGAUCCAAUAUUAAAUGCGGUCUUGAACAAGGAGAUUCGUCGUACCGGUGGUCGAGUAUUAAUUCGCCUUGGCAGUCAAGACAUUGACUUCUCGCCGUCCUUCACCAUGUUUUUAUCGACUCGUGAUCCCUCUGUAGAAUUCUCUCCUGAUAUCUGCAGCAGAGUCACAUUCGUCAAUUUCACUAUGACUCGUAGCAGUCUGCAGAGUCAGUCAUUAGAUCAAGUUCUCAAAGUCGAACGGCCCGACACGGACCGUAAACGGACUGAUCUCAUGAAGAUUCAGGGAGAAUUCAGACUCCGAUUGCGUACACUUGAGAAGUUACUAUUACAGGCGUUAAACGAGUCUCGAGGAAACAUACUAGACGACGAUAAAGUCAUCGAGACUCUGGAGACUUUGAAAAGAGAGGCUGCCGAGAUCACACGGAAAGUCGAAGAAACUGAUGUUGUCAUGAGGGAAGUUGAACAGGUCACGGCCGAAUAUCUGCCACUGGCACAGGCUUGUAGCGCUGUUUUCUUCGUGUUGGAGCAGCUUAAUAUUGUCAAUCACUUCUACCAAUUCUCUCUCCGGUUCUUCCUUGACAUUUUUGACUAUGUUCUUCACCAUAACCCGAACUUGAAGAACAUUUCUGACCACAGCCAAAGGAGAGACAUCUUGCUCAACGACCUCUUCUUGGUUGUUUACAAGCGCACUUCGAGAGCGCUUCUCCAUCGCGAUCGGAUGAUGCUCGCAGUUCUCCUGGGUCAGGUCAAAUUACGUGGAGUGGAAGAUAUCAACGAUGAGCUCGAAUUUCUGCUAGAGAGUGGCGACAAUGUGGUCGCGAGUACUGCUCCAACAAAUGUGCAUGCUUUGUUGACCCCGGAACAGGCACUGCGGUUGGAGACUUUCGCCAAAAAUCCCCUCUUUAAACAGGUAGAGACUAAUUUGACUGAACAUGAAGUGGAAUGGCGGUCAUUCUUGGAGUCCAGCACACCCGAGGUUCAAGUGCCGAUGCCUUGGGAACCCAGUACUCCUGCCAUUGAGGCACUUCGGGCGACAUUGAUUAUAAAAUGCCUGCGGCCCGACCGACUCUUGGAAUCCGUCGAUCGAUUCGUCCGCGUCGUGUUCGAUAUGGAUGUGUCUGAGCAAUCCUCUUAUGACUUGGGCACCAUGGUCUCAGAAGAAAUCCCACCCGCAACACCCUUAGCUAUGGUGUCUGUAACCGGAUACGACGCUAGUUACAAAGUCGAGAAUCUGAUCAAGAAUACCGGUGCUCGGUCUUCUUCCGUUGCAAUGGGUUCGCAAGAGGGCUUCACUAUCGCAGACCAGGCCAUUGCCGCUGCGGCACGACAAGGAACAUGGGUCUUACUCAAGAAUGUUCAUUUGGCUCCCUCUUGGCUAGGACAGUUGGAGAAGAAAAUGCAAACUUUGAACCCCCAUAGAAACUUCAGACUAUUCCUUACGAUGGAAGCGAAUCCUUCUAUUCCGGUCAAUAUUCUACGACAGUCUCGUCUAGUUAUGAAUGAACCUCCUCCAGGGAUCAAAGCUAACCUUCUCGAUUCGCUUCGUGGCAUUUCAUUAUCUCGUCUGUCACAAGGCCCUGCAGAGAAAAUUAGGCUCUAUUUUCUUCUUGCGUGGUUCCACGCCGUUGUUCAGGAGCGUUUGCGUUAUUUCCCCCUCGGUUGGAGCAAGGUAUAUGACUUCAAUGACUCUGACUUGGCUUCAGCCUUCCAGACAAUUGACGUCUGGCUUGGAAGCGUCUCUAAGGGACGAGCAAAUAUUGAUCCAGCUACUAUUCCGUGGGACGCACUUCGUACCCUGGUCAAACAAUCCGUGUACGGAGGCAGGGUUGAUAGCGAUUUCGAUCAACGGAUUCUUGAUUCAUUUGUGGACAAUCUUUUCACCGCUAGGUCCUACAAUGUCGAUUUCCACCUUGUGCCGAGCAUCACCGGGAAAAUGUUGCUGGGUGCCCCAGAUGGUACGAAAUUGGAUCAAUUCUUGACCUGGGCACAAGAUCUUCCGGACCGUGAGCCUCCUUCAUGGCUCAGUCUCCCGCCAACUGCCGAACGAGUGAUUGCUAUUGCUCAAGGGAACGAAUUUCUCGGGAAAUUACGCAAGACGAGGAUGUUGGCCGACGACGACGACGAAGUUACACCCAGUGCUGCGAAAUCACAAACCUCACAGCAACCAGCCUGGAUGCGAACGUUAUUGGAUCGUUGUAGAGAAUGGUUGUCUGCGCUUCCCUCCGUAUGCGUCUCCUAUUUGCAACUACAACCCGGACUGACGCACAAUGUGAAAGAAAUUUAA